Molecule: messenger RNA, 1604 nt
Organism: Vigna unguiculata (cowpea)
Lineage: Eukaryota; Viridiplantae; Streptophyta; Magnoliopsida; Fabales; Fabaceae
Product: coniferyl alcohol acyltransferase-like
Molecular function (GO): acyltransferase activity, transferring groups other than amino-acyl groups
Source: RefSeq, a predicted model, not a curated record
UCUUGUCCUAGAUUAUACAAUUCUUAUCCAAAAAAAUGUGUGCUGAAAAUGGAGAUUUUUCUGUUCAUGUCACCAAUGAAGAGGUGGUGGCUGCACUGUUACCAAUGCAAGAACAUUGGCUUCCACUCUCCAACCUUGACCUGCUUUUACCUCCGGUGGAUGUGGGAAUUUUCUUUUGCUACAACAACCCUAUUCUCACAUCCACAACCAUGGAAGAUUGUGCCACCAACAAAAUGAUUUUUGGAACCAUGGUGGGGUCUUUGAAAAAGGCCUUGGCACAAACCCUAAUCUCUUAUUAUGUGUUAGCAGGUGAAGUGGUGCUCAACAAUAUGGGUGAACCUGAAGUUCUCUGUAACAAUCGUGGUGUUGAUUUUCUUGAAGCUGAAGCAGACAUUGAACUCAAGAACCUCAACUUUUACAACCCAGAUCAAUCUAUUGAAGGCAAGUUUGUUCCAAAGAAGAAAAAUGGUGUGCUUGUUGUCCAGACAACAGCACUGAAAUGUGGAGGAAUAAUAGUAGCAUGCACAUUUGAUCAUCGCAUAGCAGAUGCAUAUUCAACAAACAUGUUUCUUGUUUCAUGGGCUGCCAUGGCCAACCCCACCACUACCAUUCUCGCCGCCACUUCCUGCCACCCAUGUUUCCGCCGCUCCCUCCUCAGCCCACGCCGUCCAGGUUCCAUCCACCCUUCUCUGCACCAAAUGUACACUUCCAUCUCCCACCUCCCUCCCCCUCCCACCACCGCCGGCACCACUCUCCUCAGCCGCAUAUACUACGUCACGGCGGAGCAGCUUCAGCACAUGCAGUCCCUCGCCGCCACGCGCACGAAGCUGGAGUGUUUCUCCGCAUUCUUAUGGAAGAUGGUUGCACGUGCAGCUUCACGAGACACAAAUAGUAAAAGGGUUACUGCCAAAAUGGGCAUUGUGGUUGAUGGAAGGAAGAGACUGGGCAAUGGUGACAAAGAGAGCGAAGCAAUGAUGGAGUGUUACUUUGGGAACGUGCUUUCCAUACCCUUUGGAGGGAAACUGGUGGAGGAGUUGGUGAAGGAGCCGUUAGGGUAUGUGGUGGAGGCUGUUCACGAGUUUUUGGCGGCGGCGGCCACGGAGGAGCACUUCUUAGGACUCAUUGAUUGGGUGGAGGCUAAGAGGCCGAUUCCUGGAGUGUCCAGAAUUUACUGUAACCGUGCCGACGAGGGACCGGCGUUUGUGGUGUCGUCCGGUCAGAGGUUUCCGGUGGAGAAGGUGGAUUUUGGGUGGGGGAAAGCGGUGUUUGCAUCGUACCAUUUUCCUUGGGGUGGUGAAGCUGGUUAUGUUAUGCCAAUGCCAAGUCCUCUGGGGAAUGGUGAUUGGGUUGUUUACAUGCACCUUGCAGAGAAGCACCUGGACAUCAUAGAGACUGAAGCUGCUCAUGUGUUUAAGCCCUUGACUUGGGACUACCUUAUGCAAUAAUCGUUGAUAUGUUGUUGUUAAUUAUGCUGUUAAUUUACUGUUAUGUACGUCUUUGUUUAACCAGCCAUUUAGUUGUUGUAACGAAACUUAUGUUAGGUGGUUGGUUCGUCAAAGCUAGUGAAUUGUGAAACAUUGUUAAUUUGAAAGGGUUUCCGUUUA